Molecule: messenger RNA, 4791 nt
Organism: Dioscorea cayenensis subsp. rotundata (Guinea yam)
Lineage: Eukaryota; Viridiplantae; Streptophyta; Magnoliopsida; Dioscoreales; Dioscoreaceae
Product: myosin-11-like
Biological process (GO): vesicle transport along actin filament; actin filament organization
Cellular component (GO): actin cytoskeleton; cytoplasm; vesicle
Molecular function (GO): actin filament binding; microfilament motor activity; ATP binding
Source: RefSeq, a predicted model, not a curated record
UCUCAUGUGUGGGUUGAGGACCCUGAAUCAGCUUGGAUUGAUGGCCAAGUUGUUAAGCUUAAUGGUGAUGAAGCUGAAGUUCAAUCCAGCAAUGGAAAAAAGAUUGUUGCGAAUUUAUCGAAAAUGUACCCGAAAGACAUGGAAGCUCCGGCCGGGGGAGUCGAUGACAUGACGAAGCUUUCGUAUUUGCAUGAGCCUGGUGUUCUGCAGAACUUAGCAUUAAGAUAUGCAAUUAAUGAAAUUUAUACAUACACUGGGAACAUUCUCAUUGCCAUCAAUCCAUUUCAAAGAUUGCCUCAUUUAUAUGAUGCACAUAUGAUGCAACAGUACAAAGGAGCUCCAUUUGGGGAGCUUAGUCCUCAUGUAUUUGCUGUUGCAGAUGUUGCUUAUAGAGCUAUGAUAAAUGAAGGGAAGAGCAAUUCAAUUCUGGUUAGUGGUGAGAGUGGCGCUGGUAAAACUGAAACAACAAAGAUGCUUAUGAGAUAUCUAGCUUAUUUGGGUGGCCGAGCUGGAACCGAAGGUAGAACAGUGGAACAACAAGUUUUAGAAUCUAAUCCAGUGCUUGAGGCAUUUGGCAAUGCUAAAACAGUAAGGAACAAUAACUCAAGUCGGUUUGGUAAAUUCGUCGAGAUACAAUUUGACAAGCAAGGGAGGAUAUCUGGUGCUGCCAUUAGAACUUACCUUCUUGAAAGAUCGAGAGUUUGUCAAAUUUCUGAUCCAGAGCGUAAUUAUCACUGUUUUUAUCUUCUUUGUGCUGCACCACCUGAGGAAAUUGAGAAGUAUAAGUUGGGUAAUCCUAAGUCAUUUCACUAUCUUAAUCAAUCAAAUUGCUAUGAAUUGGUUGGUGUGAGUGAUGCCCAUGAUUAUUUAGCCACAAGAAGAGCUAUGGAUAUUGUCGGAAUCAGUGCACAAGAGCAGGAUGCAAUUUUCAGGGUUGUUGCUGCCAUUCUUCAUCUUGGCAAUGUUGAUUUUGCCAAGGGGAAAGAGAUAGACUCUUCAAUUCCAAAAGACGAUAAAUCCAAGUUCCAUCUCAACAUGGUCGCUGAGCUUCUCAUGUGUGAUUCUGUAGCCUUGGAAGAUGCAUUAUGCAAGCGUGUAAUGGUUACUCCUGAGGAAGUUAUAAAGAGGAGUCUUGAUCCUGAUGCUGCAAAAUUGAGCAGGGAUGGUUUGGCAAAGACGAUAUAUUCUCGCUUGUUUGACUGGUUGGUUGAUAAAAUCAAUGUAUCGAUCGGACAGGACGCUACCUCGAAAUCUCUUAUUGGAGUCCUUGAUAUUUAUGGCUUUGAAAGCUUUAGGACUAACAGUUUUGAGCAGUUUUGUAUCAAUUUCACUAAUGAGAAACUACAACAACAUUUCAACCAGCAUGUCUUUAAAAUGGAACAAGAAGAGUAUACAAAAGAGGAGAUUGAUUGGAGUUACAUUGAAUUUGUCGAUAACCAAGAUGUUCUGGAUCUCAUUGAGAAGAAACCUGGAGGGAUCAUUGCGUUGCUUGAUGAAGCAUGUAUGUUUCCUAAAUCAACACAUGAGACCUUUUCUCAGAAGCUUUAUCAAACAUUCAAAGUUCAUAAGCGCUUCCUUAAGCCUAAACUCUCUCGCACUGACUUUACCAUCUGCCACUAUGCUGGAGAGGUUCAAUAUCAGUCUGAUCAGUUUUUAGAUAAGAACAAGGACUAUGUUGUAGCAGAGCACCAAGAAUUAUUAAUUGCUUCUAAAUGUUCAUUCGUAUCGGGACUUUUCCCUCCUCUUCCUGAGGAGACAACCAAAUCUUCCAAGUUCUCCUCCAUCGGCUCUCGUUUUAAGCUUCAACUGCAACAAUUGAUGGAAACAUUGAAUUCAACAGAGCCACAUUACAUUAGAUGUGUGAAGCCAAACAAUCUUCUAAAGCCUGCUGUAUUUGAGAAUGUCAACAUAAUGCAUCAACUGCGAUGCGGUGGAGUGCUUGAGGCUAUCAGAAUUAGCUGUGCCGGAUACCCAACUCGCCGAACAUUCUAUGAAUUCUUACACAGAUUUAAUAUUCUUGCUCCGGAAGUCCUGGAAGGAAAUUAUGAUGAGAAGGUUGCAUCUAAAAAAAUUAUGGAAAAGAAGGGUUUGAAAGGAUAUCAGGUAAUCCAAAAACUAUUAUUGGUAAAAACAAAAGUUUUUCUGAGAGCUGGCCAGAUGGCUGAGUUAGAUGCAAGGAGAGCUGAAGUACUUAGCAAUGCGGCGAAAACCAUUCAACGUCAGAUAAGAACUCACAUUACUCGGAAACGGUUUGUUGCAUUGAGGAAAGCUACCAUUGUUAUUCAGUCAUUGUGCAGAGGAAGCCUUGCUUGCAAACUUUAUGAGAACAUGAGAAGAGAAGCUGCUGCAAUCAAAAUCGAGAAAAAUCUACGGAAGUAUCAUGCUAAGAAAAAAUACACUAGUUUGAGGGUGUCGGUUCUUGUCUUGCAAAGUGGUUUGCGGGCAAUGACUGCUCGUAAUGAAUUCAGACUUAGGAAACAGACUAAAGCAGCAACUUUGAUUCAGACACCAUAUCGCCGUCAUAGAGCUCAAUCAUAUUACAAGAAGUUAAGAUGGGCUGCAAUUGUAACUCAAUGCAGAUGGAGGGGUAGGCUUGCAAGGAGAGAGCUCAGGAAGCUCAAAAUGGCUGCUAGAGAGACAGGUGCACUCAAAGAAGCCAAGGAUAAGCUCGAGAAAACAGUUGAAGAACUUACAUGGCGUUUGCAGUUAGAAAAGAGAAUGAGGACAGAUUUAGAGGAAUCGAAAGGACAAGAAAUUGCAAAACUGCAGAAUUCCUUGCAAGCUAUGCAGAGUAAAGUGGAUGAAACUAAUGCAUUGCUUGUCAAAGAACGGGAAGCCGCAAGGAAAGCUAUCGAAGAAGCACCUCCAAUUAUCAAAGAAACCACUGUUCUUGUCCAGGAUACCGAAAAGGUUGAAUCACUCACAGCAGAGGUGGAAAACUUGAAGGCAUCACUGCAGUUGGAAAAACAACGGGCUGAUGAUUCUGAAAGAAAAUAUACAGAAGAACAACAAACUAGCGAAGAAAGACAAAAGAAGUUAGAGGAAACAGAAGGCAAAGUGCGCAACCUUCAGGAAUCUGUACAUAGGCUAGAAGAGAAGAUCACAAACUUAGAAUCAGAAAAUAAAGUUCUUCGGCAGCAGGCUGUAUCAAUGGCUCCAAACAAGUUUCUCUCUGGUCGUUCUAAAUCAAUUCUUCAGAGAAGUUCCGAUAGCGGUCAUUUACCAAGUGUUGAUACAAAGACAACUCUGGAUUCUCAGAGUGUCUCAUCACCACAUAGAGAAACUUCUGAAGUAGAAGAUAAACCACAGAAGUCACUCAAUGAGAAACAACAGGAGAAUCAGGACUUGUUGAUCAGGUCCAUUGCACAAGAUCUCGGCUUUUCAGGAAACCGGCCUAUUGCAGCAUGCAUUAUAUACAAAUGCCUUCUUCAGUGGAGGUCGUUUGAAGUAGAACGAACCAGUGUGUUUGAUAGAAUUAUUCAGACAAUAGGACAUGCUAUUGAGACUCAGGAUAACAAUGAUGUUUUAGCUUAUUGGCUUUCGAAUGCUUCGACUUUAUUAUUACUACUGCAACGCACACUAAAGGCUAGUGGUGCUGCUGGCAUGGCUCCACAACGUCGACGCUCAUCAUCUGCAACUCUAUUUGGGAGGAUGACUCAGAGCUUCAGAGGAACUCCACAAGGGGUGAACCUCUCUUUUGUGAACGGGAGUUUGGUUGGCGGAGUAGAUACAUUGCGGCAAGUCGAAGCCAAAUAUCCUGCUUUGCUUUUCAAACAACAACUUACUGCAUAUGUAGAGAAAAUAUAUGGAAUGAUUCGCGAUAAUUUGAAGAAAGAGAUUUCUCCAUUGCUUGGUUUGUGCAUUCAGGCUCCAAGAACAUCAAGAGCUAGUUUAGUCAAAGGAUCAUCGCGGUCUCUUGCAAAUGCUGCAGCUCAGCAGGCUUUGAUUGCUCAUUGGCAAGGGAUUGUCAAAAGCUUAGGGAAUUUCUUGAACACAUUGAAAGCCAACCAUGUGCCUCCAUUUUUGGUUCGGAAAGUAUUCACACAGAUAUUUUCAUUCAUCAAUGUACAACUCUUUAACAGUCUUCUAUUAAGACGGGAAUGUUGCUCGUUUAGUAACGGUGAAUACGUCAAAGCAGGACUAGCCGAGCUCGAGCAUUGGUGUUAUAAAGCAACAGAUGAGUAUGCAGGAUCGGCAUGGGAUGAGCUGAAGCAUAUCAGACAGGCAAUCGGAUUCCUGGUAAUCCAUCAAAAGCCGAAGAAGACACUCGAUGAAAUAAGCCAUGAUCUUUGUCCGGUUCUCAGCAUACAGCAGUUAUACCGCAUCAGUACGAUGUAUUGGGACGACAAGUAUGGCACGCACAGUUUAUCAUCCGAUGUUAUAUCGAAUAUGAGGAUAUUAAUGACUGAAGACUCGAACAAUGCUGUCAGUAAUUCAUUCUUAUUGGACGACGAUUCAAGCAUACCGUUUUCGGUCGAUGACAUAUCAAAGUCAAUGGAGCAAAUUGACAUCUCCGACAUCGAGCCCCCUCCGCUCAUUCGGGAGAACUCGGGCUUUGUAUUCUUAUUGCCGCGAUCCGAGUGAUGAUUUCGGCUUUGCGUUUUUCCACAUUGUUCACUGGAUUGAAGCAGAGUUGAAGAUGGACUUUGUGAAAACUUGCUUAUUGUAUUGAUGUUGUUGUUGUUGUUGUUGUUUAUUAUGAGCUUGUCAGAGUACACAGAUAGAAAUUUCGGACAUUAGGAAUCAAAUUGGUGGGAAAUCAUUUUAACUGAACAUUGAAGUGAUUCAGGA